Molecule: messenger RNA, 444 nt
Organism: Entrophospora sp. SA101
Lineage: Eukaryota; Fungi; Glomeromycota; Glomeromycetes; Entrophosporales; Entrophosporaceae
Source: the annotation of a GenBank genome assembly
AUGGGUCGUAUGCAUGCACCUGGUAAAGGUAUAGCUCGUUCAGCUUUACCAUAUCGUCGUACACCGCCUUCUUGGUUGAAAACUACUCCCGAUGAUGUGUGUGAACAAAUUUUUAAACUCGCAAAAAAGGGCAUGACGCCUUCACAAAUUGGUGUUGUACUUCGUGAUUCUCAUGGUAUUGCUCAAGUUAAAAAUGUUACAGGAAAUAAAAUACUUCGUAUCUUAAAAUCAAAUGAAAUUCCAGAGGAUUUAUAUCAUUUGAUUAAAAAGGCAGUUGCAGUUCGUAAACAUUUAGAACGUAAUCGUAAGGACAAAGAUGCCAAAUUUCGUUUAAUUCUUAUUGAAUCAAGGAUUCACCGUCUCUCCAGAUAUUAUAAACUUGCUGGUCAACUUCCUCCAAAUUGGAAAUAUGAAUCUUCAACUGCAAGUGCAUUAGUUGCUUAA